UCCUACUAUCACUAUGCACUGCUGACCUCUGACAGCAGGCUUUCCAUGCACAAACACGGAAGCAGCAUGGCGUCAAACAGCAACAGUUCCGAGAGGCAACGAAUUGCCCAGCAAAGAUUGCGAGUAAUUGCCGGUCAUUUACAGAAGCAUGAGGACGGUGAAUCGGGAAUAAUCGCCGCAGAAUGCAAAGCUGAUGCUCUUUGCUCAAAUGAAGGGAAAAAAGGGACGGUGCCGAAAAAGAGGCAGGAGAUCAUGAAGUGGAAUGGCUGGGGGUACAGUGACUCCAAAUUCCUCUUCAACAAGAAGGGCCAAGCAGAAUUCACAGGCAAGAGGUACCGGCUCAGUGGCAUGAUCCUGCCCAGUUUGCAGGACUGGUUCGAGAACACCUUUGGAGCCAGUGUGAAGCAGCAUAAAAGCCCGGCCACGCCUUCCCUGAACGCAGGCGCUUUGCCGCCGGCCAACCUGAACGAGGCGUUCCUCCAGGACCUGACGGCCACGGGCAUCCCCUUCUCACACGAGGCAGACGACCGAGUGUUCCGCGCCCACGGUCACUGCCUACAUGAAAUCUUUGCUCUGAGAGAAGGACGAGGGUUCCAGAGAGUUCCUGACAUGGUCACGUGGCCAAAUUGUCACAACGACGUGGUGAAAAUUGUGGAGCUGGCAUGCAAGCACAAUGUCUGUGUGAUACCUUAUGGAGGAGGGACCAGUGUGACCGGAGCUCUAGAGUGCCCCCCGGAGGAGAUGCGCUGCAUCGUCUCCCUGGAUACUUCGCAGAUGAACCGCAUAUUAUGGAUUGAUGAGAAGAAUUUAGUAGCUCGCAUUGAAGCGGGCAUCAUCGGUCAGGAUUUGGAGAGAUUACUCAACGAAGGGGGCUACUGUACCGGCCAUGAGCCCGACUCCAUGGAGUUCAGUUCCCUGGGCGGCUGGGUGGCCACCAGAGCCUCGGGCAUGAAGAAGAACGUCUACGGCAACAUCGAGGACCUGGUGGUCCACAUAAAGGUGGUGACUCCUCGAGGGGUGAUGGAGAAGAGCUGCCAGGGGCCACGCAUGUCUACGGGUCCAGACGUCCACCACUUCAUCCUGGGCUCAGAAGGAACCCUCGGUGUGGUUACCGAGGUGACGAUGAAGAUCCGGCCCAUCCCAGAGUACCGAAAGUACGGGUCGGUGGUCUUCCCCAACUUUGAAGCGGGCGUGGCCUGCUUACGAGAGGUCGCCAAGCAGAGAUGUGCACCGGCUUCAAUCCGCCUCAUGGAUAACGAGCAGUUCCAGUUCGGCCAUGCCCUGAAGCCUCAAGUGUCAUCCAUUUUUACCAGUUUUGUUGAAGGGUUAAAGAAAUUCUACAUCACCAAGUUCAAAGGUUUCGACCCACACCAGUUGUGUGUCGCCACCCUGCUGUUCGAAGGGGACCGUGAGAGGGUCCUGCAGCACGAGAAACAAGUUUACGACAUUGCUGCUAAAUUUGGGGGCCUGGCAGCUGGGGAAGACAAUGGGCAGAGAGGCUACAUCCUGACCUUCGUCAUCGCUUACCUCCGGGACUUGGGGCUGGAUUACUAUGUGGUUGCGGAAUCGUUUGAGACGUCGGUGCCUUGGGACAGGGUGUUGGACCUUUGCCGGAAUGUUAAAGAGCGCAUCAUCCGAGAAUGUAAAGAGCGAGGGGUCCAGUUUCAACCCCUGACCUCAUGCAGAGUGACUCAGACUUACGAUGCUGGCGCCUGUGUUUACUUCUACUUUGCCUUUAACUACAGAGGACUGGCAGAUCCGGUACAUACAUACGAACAAGUUGAGCAUGCUGCCCGAGAUGAGAUCCUAGCCAACGGAGGAAGCUUGUCGCACCACCAUGGAGUUGGGAAACUUCGGAAGGAGUGGAUGAAGGAGAGCAUCUCUGAUGUGGGCCUCGGGAUGCUGAGAUCCGUAAAGGAGUACGUGGACCCGGAUAACAUUUUCGGCAACCGAAACCUCCUCUAAUCCAGCCCCCCCCCCCGUUACAUUUUACACGUUUGUCUUCUCACCCUUUCUAACAGCCUCCAGUGCAGUUGUGUUAAUGGGUUCUAAAUGUUCCAUUUAUAUGACAGGAAAUCUCAAUGUCUCUCUCCUCCUGUAUGACUUAGCCUACAUCCGACGUGGCUUCAUUCCUCUACAGUAUGUCCGUGGUUCUGCAGGAACCCACAAGAUAUGCAUCUUCUUACUUCCUUGCAUUGCAUUAUAUUGCACUUAUCGCGUUAUAACAGUCGUUGUCAUCACUGUUUAACUCUGAAGCUCGUCACCCUCAAGGUCUCAGUCCUUUCCUCAUCCGGGGGAAGUUUGAAUAUGGACCAGUGUGUAUCGUACUGACUGUAGUACUGUAAAUGUGUCCUGGGGAUUGUUUUAGUGUAAAACACGCCAUAGGAACGGCCUUUCAUACGGUUUCCCAUGCAGACUUUUGUCACCCCGAAUUUGCCUGUAAUUAAUCGUUCUAUCGUUCUUGCCAACUUCAGAAGCAUUUUUUUUUUGUACACUAACUGUAUAGUUACCUUUUGUUCGGCACUACUAGCGUUAAGUUCAAGAUGAAUGUGCUCUGUGCCUUUCUGAAGAUGUCUGCCUUCCCCUUAUCCUACACUGCGAUUCCAUGUUGCCCUCCCCUUAGAAUGUCUGUGCCCCUCAUUCUGAAUGGGUCUGUUUCCAGUUGUUCCCCAAGCCCUCAUGCCUUUUGUUAUUACUGUCAAAUAGGAAGUAUUGCUACUAGGGAUGUGCUUUCUGUUGGAUCUAAACAUGUACCAAGGAGGAUUUGAGUGGCGCCUCUAGUGAAAAUGUACCUAGGGUACAAAUGUCCCCACCCUCCAGAACUGUAAUUGAAGGAACUAGGAUAUUAUGCCUGUCGUCUUUUUUUGUUUUUAAUUGCUUUUUAAUUUUACAAUUUUACCUUGCAUGGUCUUUUCCUGUCAUUUAGAGAGUUCAGUUUGUGGACAAGGUCAAAGAUGUUGGACCAUACAUGCUUUGGUGUGUAAUUUACUGUUUAACCACUGAAUCCCAAGACCCCUGUUUGUACCAAAGACUUUCUACACAACCCAUUCACUACUUUAUACAGACCAUGCAAACAUACUGCAUCUCUGUGUUUCUACAUACUGUAUAGUUAGACACGAAUGAGACAUGAAUACAGUAAGGUAUUGGUAGUACAAAAAAACCUAAAUAUCCCAAUGAUACAUUUUAUUUUUUUAAAUUCACAUAUGCAAAUAUCCAGACACCAUUAUUACUAAUAUCCAAAAAUGUAUUCAUAUUUUUACUGUUACUAUAACUUACAUGUACUCACUCAUGUUCAUGUGCGCGACAACUUUGUUCAAAUUUGACUAUGUUGUCAUUACUUCAAAAUCUGUUGCUUGUAUUUGUAUUUACCCCAAAAUACAUCUGAAUGGAUUGCUAGUGUGUUCCCUGGUAAUUGUUGCUGUGUAGUGGCAUUAGUUGGAAAUGAACCAUUUGACUGAAAUGAAAUUGUACUUUUGUCACAAUUCACCUAUGAUUAUGCGUGGGAGUCACGUGCUAGAGUAACGAAGCAGCAGGAGAUGUUGUGCUAAUGCUUCCCUCACUACUGCUGUGCGCCUGGAGUUCUCCUGGACCCACCGCGGCCUUGCAGCUUUCCCAUAAUGCAUCGUCAGACCGUUUCACCUUUCUGCCCAAGUGUUUCCAUGUUAAUGUUGCCUCGUGAAACGGCAAUGAAGGAAAUGGCAGUGGCUUUGGGGCCUCAGCCUGUAUUUUCUGAUCGGUUUCAUGCUUUUACAACUUGUGACAGCUCCCAACGAUAACCUAAUGAGAGCUUGAAAUGGGAAUGUUUUGGCUGUACCUUUUUAUUUUCCACAUUUUCAAAAUGUGUUAACAUUCAAGUAUUUUUUAUUUUUUUUGUCAAUGCUGUUUGUGCAA
Molecule: messenger RNA, 3891 nt
Organism: Esox lucius (northern pike)
Lineage: Eukaryota; Metazoa; Chordata; Actinopteri; Esociformes; Esocidae
Gene: agps
Product: alkylglycerone phosphate synthase
Exons: 20
Coding region: 46-1965 (639 amino acids)
Biological process (GO): lipid biosynthetic process
Molecular function (GO): alkylglycerone-phosphate synthase activity; FAD binding
Source: RefSeq, a predicted model, not a curated record